Cicer arietinum (chickpea) is the source of this 754-nucleotide messenger RNA. The record is from RefSeq and is a predicted model, not a curated record. NCBI's taxonomy places the organism in Eukaryota, Viridiplantae, Streptophyta, Magnoliopsida, Fabales, Fabaceae.
AACACCAUAUAUUCACUUAUUUAUAUAGUAAUUAACUUUUGAGCUCAAAAAUUGAAUUUGUGUGUGAUAUAGUUAUAACUAGUCAUGGAGAGGAAACCACUUGGGGUUUUGUUCACGCUCUUCCUUCUCUCAGCAGCAGGUGUUGUGGUUAAGAUAGGAGGGAGUCGAAUGUGCUUGUUCAAGAGUGAGAGAUUCACAGGUCUUUGCCUGAAUGACUACUUAUGUAAAUCUGUAUGCAAGACAGAAUUUUCCCUCGAUGGCAAAUGUGGAGGAGGCCUUCACUUCACAUGUUUUUGCCUUGAUUUUUGUUGAAAAGCAUGCAACUUCUAACCAAUCAUAAAUGACACUUACUCGUGAUUCUACUUGACUGGUGCUAUUAACCACAAGCAUAUGCAAAUGGUCUUUUAUUAUACUAUAUGGUCUGGAUCACAUUUCAGCGAUAUAAUUUGAGUCCAGUAUUGGUGGCCUCUGGCCUUAUUCUUCAUUUCAAAUCCAGGCACUUUAAAUUGGAUCUCUAAGACGCAUUCAAAUUUGCAAAGGGGUAUAAAGGAUAUCAGACAUUUUGUUCAAAGCCCAAUAAUAUAGAUGACCCAACUUGUAUCAAAUAGUUCUUUUUUGUUAAUUAUAGAGUAUAAGUUGUAGUUUUUUGUUGGAAAAAGUGUAGGAGAGGUGUGGAGUUGGGGUGAUUGUAAAUGUAAACUCAAAUCAACAUCAUAAUUAUAGAUAACAACACAAUAUUUCCAAAAUUCAAUUA